Messenger RNA from Coregonus sp. 'balchen', 7167 nucleotides. The record is from the annotation of a GenBank genome assembly. NCBI's taxonomy places the organism in Eukaryota, Metazoa, Chordata, Actinopteri, Salmoniformes, Salmonidae.
AAGUACAGUACCAUGGCUCCCAAAGACAUCAUGACCAACUCCCAUGCCAAAUCCAUCCUCAAUGCCAUGAACGCACUUCGUAAGAACAACACACUCUGUGACAUCACUUUGAGAGUGGAGAAUACUGACUUUCCUGCACACCGCAUUGUCCUGGCAGCCUGCAGUGACUACUUCUGUGCCAUGUUCACCAGCGAGGUAACUGUAAGCACAAGACUGGAGAUAAUUUAGGCCUAGAUAGACACAUAUGAGAGAGCACUUCCACAAACGACCAAUGAUGACUGAUCAUCAGUGUCAUCAGCGAUAAUAACUUUAUAAAUACUUUUUGCUGGUGGUUCUCUCUGUAUGCAGAAAGAGACAGGUAAUAGUUGUUUGACUAGUUCAGAGGUUGACAAUGCCCAAAAUAGUGUCUACAUAUCCCUUGUGCUUAGAACCCAGCUAAGAUUUUUGUAGGCUAAAAUUAAACUGAUAUUCAUUUCCUUGAGCAAUAUGUCUUGCAGUGUAUCUGACUGCCAUCUGGUUAUUUAUAGCUUAAUAAAAAUGCUUUAAAAUAUAGGCCUACCUCAAAUAUUAGGCUAUUCUCAAACAAGAAAAAGCAAUGAAAGUGCAUAGCAGAACUAGUCCAAUGCUAAUUAUUUAUCUGUAGCUCGGUUGACCUAGUUUCUCUUUCCUUUAACAUUUUUAGCUCUCUAAGAAUCCCCAGGUGAGCAUUGCUCUUUUACUAACAAAGCUGACUAUAAUCCACAGCUGCCUACACAAGUAUGACAAAUAGUAAACACAAGAAAUCAGGAGGCCUAUGUUUUUUGCAAUGACUGGGGAGCGCUCUGUGUCUGGCAAGAGCGACUACUAACCAGUAAUUUAAGCUGAUGUGUCUGUCUUUGCUGUUGUGCUUUUGCAGUUGUCAGAGAAAGGGAAAUCCUUCGUAGACAUCCAGGGGUUGACUGCGUCCACCAUGGAGAUCCUGCUCGACUUUGUUUACACAGAGACGGUCUUGGUCACAGUGGAGAAUGUCCAGGAACUGCUUCCUGCAGCCUGUCUGCUGCAACUCAAAGGUAAGUUGAGAAAUCAAAAAAUAAUGAGAACCAUUGGACAGGGUGUACUAUAUGCACUUUACUGUACAUCCACUGUAUUUACUCUGUGGAAUAAACUACCAGUAUGUCAGUUAAAUCUAAAUCUGCUCCUUUGUAAAAGGAAAUGCACACCCAUCAGCUUCCCUUAUCAGGUUUGUGCAAUAUCACUGGCGAGAUUGUAUUGCUAAUUUGCUAAUAUAGUGGAAACAUUGUUCAUUUAUGUCAAGAAGUUUUUACUUGAGACAGACUAGCAAAUUAAAUACUUCAACAUUAUUUCACACAAAUUAACGUACUGCACUCACUUAAUAUGUGUAUAUGUUUCUUUGUAUUCCACAGGAGUAAAAAGAGCUUGUUGUGACUUUCUGGAUAGUCAGCUUGAUCCCACAAACUGCCUGGGCAUUCGGGACUUUGCUGAGACCCACAAUUGCCUUGACCUGAUGCAGGCCGCUGAACUCUUCUCCCAGAAGCACUUCCCUGAGGUGGUUCAACAUGAGGAGUUUAUGCUGCUUAGCCAGAACGAGGUUGAAAAACUAGUUAAAUGCGAUGAAAUCCAGGUAAGCAAAGUGGAUUUGUUGAGAUAUUAUUAAAUCAAUCCAAUUUAUUUAUAAAGCCCUUUUUAUAUCAGCAGAUGUAAAAAGGGCAGAUGUAAAAAGGACACUUUUUUUGAUUUGCGAUGUCACAAAGUGCUAUACAGAAACCCAGCCUAAAACCCCAAACAGCAAGCAAUGCAGAUGUAGAAGCACGGUGGCUAGGAAAAACUCCCAAGAAAGGCAGAAACCUAGAGAGGAACCAGGCUCUGAAGGGUGGCCAGUCCCCUUCUGGCUGUGCCAGGUGGAGAUUAUAACGGUACAUGGCCAUUAAGGCCAGAUUUUUCUCCAAGAUGUUCAAACGCUCAUAGAUGACCAGCAGGGUCAAAUAAAAUCACAGUGGUUGUAGAGGUUGCAACAGGUCAGUACAUCAGGAGUAAAUGUCACUUGGCUUUUCAUAGCCGGGCAUUUAGAGGUUGAAAUAGCAGGUGCGGUAGAGAGAGAGAGUUGAAAACAGCAGGUCUGGGACAAGGUAGCACGUCCAGUGAACAGGUCAGGGUUCCAUAGCCGUAGGCAGAAGAGUGGAAACUGGAGCAGCAGCACGACUUGUGUCGUAACGCUCUAAUUACGAUAGUAAUAAUCGUUGUUGUUACAUCGUAGGCCUACAUUAGGUAGCCUUUGUAAUUGCAUAUUAAUGGAGUUGUGUUUUUGUAAUUACAACUCAAUUUCUAUGCAAUUAAACUACAAUUACUUAAGUAGCCUCGCUACUGUUAUUUUACUGCUGCUCUUUAAUUAUUUUUUAUUUUAAUUUUUUACUUAACACUUAUUUUUCUUAAAACUGCAUUGUUGGUUAAGGCCUUGUAAGUAAGCAUUUCACUGUAAGGUCUACACCUGUUGUAUUCGGCGCAUGUGACAAAUAAGAUUUGAUUUGAUACUAAGUAACAUGUUAAUACAAUGUUACUAGUGUAAUUAUGGUGGUACUACACAGGUAUAAGAGCAACUUGAUGUAAAGUGUUACCAAAGUCGAAUAGUGUACUGAAUUUGUUUGUGAAUUAAGAGAGCACACAGUCAUGCUGCCUCAGGUGCAUGUCUGAUCUCUAUUCGGGGUCAUCUUUGAAUGCUCAGGGGGAUACUUUUCACAAGUCUCAAAUUGUCCUUCAAAAACCUGAAGUUGAAAGAAAAGGUGCAAGUGUAGACCUGCAGUAAUCUCCAUUAAUGGGGCCCCCAUUGCGGAUCUGGCUCUGAAAUUAUGGAGAAGAGAAUCUGAUUUAAGUAUGCCUUUGUGCUCUGGAAAUUCCUGUGUUUAACCGCACAGCGCAUAUCUUGCUGUAUAAAAACAUAAUUGUAACCAUGGGACUUGAUUUAUAGUUUACCAAUUAAUUCAAAGGAUUUUUGCUUGUCACGAUUUUCGUGAUCAAAAUGUGUGUAAUACAAAGUUAGUUAAGUCAGAGACACAAUUUUCAGUUAUUUUUGUAACCAUCUGCCCUAGUUGACUGUAUAUACAUCAUUAAUUAAAACUGUCACUUUGACUUGUUCCUCUUGAAGUGAAGUUGAUCUCAGUCAUUUGGAGUAAUCAGUGUGAUUGAGUGAAUGCAUGUUUGGCCUUGAGUAGUUAUACUUUGGGAUUACCAUUAUUACAACAAGCAUGUUUUGUUUUGUUGUCAAGGUGUGUGGUUGUGAAUACAUGUUGUCUCUGUUUGCAGGUGGACUCAGAGGAGCCUGUAUUCGAGGCAGUGUUGAAUUGGGUUAAACACAAUAGGAAAGAGAGGGAGCCGUAUUUAUCAGAGAUGCUGGAGCAUGUGCGGAUGCCUUUGCUCACUCCGCGCUAUAUCACAGAUGUCAUCGACUCAGAGGUGAGGCAGCUAGACCACACACUGUCACAUGAUAUAAUAAUAUAAUAUGCCAUUUAGCAGACACUUUUAUCCAAAGCGACUUACAGUCAUGCGUGCAUACAUUUUUGUGUAUGGGUGGUCCCGGGGAUCGAACCCACUACCUUGGCGUUUCAAGCGCCGUGCUCUACCAGCUGAGCUACAGAGGACCACAUGAUGUAAGCAGUUUUCUUGUCUUAGGCCUCCCUAUAAUGGGUUUGUGUUAAUACAUCAACAGCCAGUUUCCCGGACAUAAAUUAAGCAUAGUCCUGGGCUGAAAUCCACUUUCAAUGGAAAUUCUUCAUUGAGAAUGAUUUAUAGUGUGCUUCUGGGAAACAGGCCUCAAGUGUUGAGCAGAGGUGUUAUUACUGUCUUGAUAAAGUACUGUAUAUGUUGUGACGUGUUCCAGCCCCUCAUUCGAUGCAGUCUUCCCUGUCGAGACCUUGUGGAUGAGGCCAAGAAAUUCCACCUUAGACCAGAGCUGAGGAGUGAGAUGCAGGGUCCACGCACCCAAGCCAGAUUAGGUACAGUACUGUCCUCCCUUUUAUGGAGUGCUUUUCUUGUCCUAAUAAUAGGGAUACAAGACAAGCUUAGUGGAAGUUUCUACCUUAUUCAUGUGGAAAAAGUGAUUUCCAUGUUGCUCUUUCAAGGUGCCAAGGAGGUCCUGCUGGUUAUUGGAGGAUUCGGCAGUCAACAAUCCCCUAUAGAUAUCGUUGAGAAGUAUGAUCCUAAAACUCAGGAGUGGAGCUUUUUACCUGUAAGUAUCAUUUUUUUAAAGGACAUAUUUUGGCUCUCUGAUCAUGGUUAACUUAUCCCAAGCAUGUUUUUACAGAACAUUGCUCGGAAAAGGCGUUACGUGGCUACCGUGUCCCUCAAUGACCGCGUGUAUGUGAUUGGCGGAUACGAUGGUCGAUCGCGGCUUAGCUCGGUGGAGUGCUUGGACUACACGGCAGACGAGGAUGGUGUCUGGUACACCGUCGCCACUAUGAAUGUACGGCGUGGCCUUGCCGGGGCGACAACACUCGGAGGUAGAGGAUCUUCUCUGAUUGACAGCCCUCAUUGUCAUGGGGUUUACAAAAACAAAUAGCACUGAAGUGAGUUUGACUGUCCUCAGGUGUAACAAAACCCUGUAAGUGUUUUCUAAUGCAGACUUUCAAAAAGUUGUUGGAACAUUUCCUAACAUUUAUUUUCUCACUUUUCUGCCCACAGAUAUGAUCUAUGUUGCUGGAGGCUUUGACGGUAGCCGCCGUCACACCAGCAUGGAACGAUAUGACCCCAAUAUUGACCAGUGGAGCAUGCUGGGGGACAUGCAGACAGCCAGGGAAGGGGCUGGCCUGGUGGUGGCUAGUGGACUUAUAUACUGUCUAGGUGGGUAUUAAAUAUGUUUGAUUUAAGUUUGUAAUGGUGUUGGUAUAUAAAUAUUUAAAAUAACUCUGUUUUUUCCCCCCACUGACCUUAGUAAGGAUCUACACUGUAUGUGGACACCCCUUCAAAUUAGUGGAUUCAGCUAUUUCAGCCACACCUGUUGCUGACAGGUGUAUAAAAUCAAGCACACAGCCAUGCAAUCUCCAUAGACAAACAUUGGCAGUAGAAUGGCCUUACUGAAGAGCUCUGUGACUUUCAACGUGGCACCGUCCUAGGAUGCCACCUUUCUAACAAGUCAGUUUAUCACAUUUCUGCGCUGAUAGAGCUGCCCCGGUCAACUGUAAGUGCUGUUAUUGUGAGGUGGAAACAUCUAGGAGCAACAACGGCUCAGCCGUGAAGUGGUAGGCCACACAAGCUCACAGAACGGGACCACCGAGUGCUGAAGUGCGCAGUGCAGAAAAAUCGUCGGUCCUCAGUUAAAACACUCACUACCGAGUUCCAAAAUGCCUCUGGAAGCAACGUCAGCACAAUAACUGUUCGUCGGGAGCUUCAUGAAAUGGGUUUCCAUGGCCGAGCAGCCGCACACAAGCCUAAGAUCACCAAUGCGAAGUGUCGGCUGGAGUGUGUAAAGCUCGCCGCCAUUGGACUCUGGACCAGUGGAAACACGUUCUUUGGAAUGAUGAAUCACGCUUCACCAUCUGGCAGUCUGACAGACAAAUCUGGGUUUGGCGGAUGCCAGGAGAACGCUACCUGCCUGAAUGCAUAGUGCCAACUGUAAAGUUUGAUGGAGGAGGAAUCAUGGUCUGGGGCUGUUUUUCAUGGUUCAGGCUAGGCCCCUUAGUUCCAGUGAAGGGAAAUCUUAAAGCUACAGCAUACAAUGACAUUCUAGACAAUUCUGUGCUUCCAACUUUGUGGCAACAGUUUGGGGAAGGCCCUUUCCUGUUUCAGCAUGACAAUGCCCCCGUGCACAAAGAGAGGUCCAUACAGAAAUGGUUUGUUGAGAUCGGUGUGGAAGAACUUGACUAGCCUGCACAGAGCCCUGACCUCAACCCCAUCGAACACCUUUGGGAUGAAUUGGAACACCGACUGCGAGCCAGGCCUAAUCACCCAACAUCAGUGCCCGACCUCACUAAUGCUCUUGUGGCUGAAUGGAAGCAAGUCCCCACAGCAAUGUUCCAACAUCUAGUGGAAAGCCUUCCCAGAAGAGUGGAGGCUAUUAUAGCAGCAAAGGGGGACCACCUCCAUAUUAAUGCCCAUGAUUUUGGAAUGAGAUGUUUGACGAACAGGUGUCCACACACUUUUGGUCAUGUAGUGUAUGUCAUUUGUUGCAGGUGGGUACGACGGAUUGAAUAUCCUCAAUUCAGUGGAGCGGUAUGACCCUCACACAGGACACUGGACGAAUGUUACCCCCAUGGCCACCAAACGCUCAGGUCAGUACUCCAGAGUAUGACAAUAGAAUGGUAUCAGGGCUGUAUAGAUGAUAUACAGUAUGGCUCUCUCUACAUAUGGCUAUGGUUAGUAUGUCUGAAGGGCCUAUAAUCUUUGUUGCAGGGGCUGGUGUAGCCUUGCUCAACGACCACAUCUAUGUGGUGGGAGGCUUCGAUGGAACAGCGCACCUCGACUCAGUGGAGGUUUACAACAUUAGGACAGACUAUUGGACCACGGUAGCCAGUAUGACCACUCCCCGCUGCUACGUAGGAGCUACCGUCCUCCGGGGACGACUCUACGCCAUAGCUGGGUAAGCCUGAACAUCCCAACCCGGCUUUGUUUAUUUUUUACUUUUUUAAGGAGAGUGUAAAUUCACUUUCCUUUCGUAUGUUUAUUGCUUUUAAUGACAGACAGAUGAGAAACAAUGAGGGAGACAGGUGAAGAGGAGAUACAGAGUGAAGGGAGGACACAGGGAUUGAACCCCAGUCUCCAGCUAAGAGUUGUACAUAGAGCCAGGAGUGAUAUCACUCAACCACGGCUCUGCACCCGACUUCAGUAUUAGGAGAUAUAAAUGAAUUUUGGUUGGGAUCAUUAAUAUACAUAAUGUAUGACUCUUGAUUGAUUUAUAUUAUUCUUGCUUAGAUAACAUUGUAAUAUAUCUGAAUCAUGAAUGCAUUCUCCCCUUAUGGUCCAGUUUUCGAUUAUAAGGAUGCGAUUUAUGUCAUUGAACACAGCCAUAUGAUGUAUUGUUCAUCCUCCCCUGUACUCUUUUGCCCUCUCUCCAGGUAUGAUGGAAACUCCCUUCUGAGCAGUAUCGAGUGUUACGACCCAGUUAUUGACAGCUGGGAGGUGGUCACCUCCAUGGCCACACAGCGCUGCGAUGCAGGAGUGUGUGUCCUCCGAGAGAAGUGA